AUGUCGCAUUCUGCCCGGCCGUUUGUUCGGGUGGAGCUGACCCCGCAGUCCGUAUCCUCAGACGAGGAGGAUGACAGUGAGACUCACAUCAAGAUCUCGCAAGCUGCUUCGCUCCUCCGCGAUGCUGUAGAUGGAUUUAACCGACCGGUUCCCAUCCCCGGUAGGUAUGCAUAUUGCGCCCUGGCUUUGCGCAACCGGCUGCUCCUGUUGCUCCAGAUCUGGUCCUUGGCGGGCAUGUUUGUAGAGUUCUUUGUGCUUCCUGACUGGUGCGUGAAGUCGGCUUGCUGGAAAGAGGACACGGAUCGCUAUUUUAUGUCGCACGUCCCGAAAUUCUCACGGAGGUCAAGCGGCAUGCGCUGCGCCGAUGCCCUCUACAUCAUUCCUUUCGUUGCCGAUGGCAUCCUUCAGAUCAACGCUUUCGGGAGAAGGAUCUUUGAGAAUCAUCCUGCCUUUGUUGUCUACGUAUGUUGCGUGGGCCUGUGCUGCGUCACGACAGUUGCGGAAGACUUGCUGCCGGCUUCCUGUGUUCUGCCAAUUCUGAGAGCUGGCAUCUUCGUCUACUUUUUCCCAAGCGUUGCAAAGCAGGUCCAGAUUGUUGCGCGUUCCCUGAAACACGUGAUCGAACUCCUGGCCUUGGGAGCUUUGCUGAUGGCAUUCUUUGCCUGGAUGGCUCUGAUUCUUUAUCCGCCAUAUACAGAGGAGGGACGUCGAUACUUCCCUGCGUUUCUGCCGGGAAUGUGGAGUCUUUUCGUCCUCCUUACAACCGCCAACUUCCCAGAUGUGAUGCUUCCUGCAUACGAGAAAAGCCGGUCAGCCGUGGUCUUCUUCGUAGUCUUCAUGCUCGUGGGCAUGUUCUUCUUGGUGAAUGUCAUUACUGCAAUGAUCAUGAGCGCCUACCAGCGCCAAGUUGCCGAAGAUACGGACUACAGGCAGACGCUACGGAGGGAGAAGGUCAGUGAGGCCUUCGACUUGCUCAGUGCAGAUGGCCCUCUGACAGUUGUCGGCCUUGAGCAGGUCUUUCUCGAGAUGGGAAAGUAUGCGGACUUGGACCAUGUGCUAUCAGAGAACAUGAAGCAGGAGUCCCCCUGCUGGAAGAAAGCUAAAGACUGCGCGGAGAACGACAGAGUGGGCUGGAUCAUCGACCUGGGUCUGGCGAUCAACUUUAUCCUGUUGCUAGUAGAGAUGUGGCCGGUGGUUGUUGGCAGCGCGGAUGGAGAUGAGGCGAAAAGUUUGACCAUUGUCAUUGGCAACUCAUGGCGACAGACGUUUUUCACUUGGCUCUUCAUUUUGGAAUGCGUUGCAAAGAUUGCACUCCUAGGAAUUCGGAGAUACCUGUCGGUCCAUUUCCACCGCAUGGAUCUUGCAGUGACCGUCGCAGUAGCGGGGCUCAGCUUUCUGAUUUGGUGCCCUUUCGUCUCAUACGCUGACUGGAAACUGCUUCCAGUGCUGACCUGCCUGCGUCUCUCCCGCCUCUUCAGGCUGCUGAAUAAUUACAAGCCUUACAAGGACUUAGCCCACAUCACCUUUCUGUUGCUACCGACUGCCUUAGACAUCUUGUUGAUACUGGCGCUGCUUUGCUACCUGCUCCUUGUGUUCUCGGCCAUCGGGGUGUCGCUAUUUGGAGGUCUGAUUGACAAGGACCCAACGGGUCCACACUAUACGGCCGUUGCGGCCUCCACUUUCGGCCAAGCAGGUUACUGGGCCAACAACUUCAAUGACUUUGGCAUGGGCUUUGUGACUCUCUUUGAGCUUCUGGUUGUGAACAACUGGUUCGUCAUCUCGGAUGGUUUCUCCGCAGCAGCCGGAGUUUGGGCUCGAGCAUAUUUUGUGGUCUUCUACAUUCUUGGUGUGCUGGUGGGACUGAACCUGGUGGUGUCUUUCAUCAUUGGGGCCUACAUGAAUGAGUAUGAGGAAACCUUGAGGGUAAUGCAGGCACAGCAGAAGAGUCAGGAGGAGGAGUUCCGGCUCAAAGAUCAGUCCGAGUCCUGUUCCGAUUCAGACGAGGCGCCUUGA
Molecule: messenger RNA, 2013 nt
Organism: Symbiodinium pilosum
Lineage: Eukaryota; Dinophyceae; Suessiales; Symbiodiniaceae
Source: the annotation of a GenBank genome assembly